CACCCCACCCCCCUUUCUUCCCCUCUUUUCCCUUUUUUAAUUUUCUUUUCCCUUUUCCCCCUUCUCUCUCUUUUACCUCAGCUUCUGCUUGCUGGCACUGCACUGCAGCUGCUCCUUCAGCCACUCGUCCUGCCUGGCUUCCCACCCCCCACCCCUUUGCUCCCCUCCCCACCCACCCAUUUCACCGGUGCCAGAUAAACAAACCCUCCUCUUCUUCCUCCAGCCCCCACCCCCCAAAAAACCCCAUCCUUUUGGGGAAAGGGGGUGUUGGACUUGCCAGAUUAGCUCGAGCUUUUAAAAGGAGGACAAGAAGAAGCCCGAAAGAAGCGGGACGAGCCCCCCCUUCCUUCCUCCUCCCCCCUCCCUGCUCCCCCCCCACCCCGAAGGGAGAAGCCAGUUAUCCUUCUCGCGGCGGCAGCAAACAUGAUGGCGGCAGCUCCCAUCCAGCAGAACGGGACCCACACUGGGGUGCCCAUAGACCUGGACCCGCCGGACUCUCGGAAAAGACCACUUGAAGCUCCCCCCGAAGCCGGCAGCACCAAAAGGACCAACACGGGCGAGGACGGCCAAUAUUUUCUAAAGGUCCUCAUACCUAGUUAUGCGGCUGGAUCUAUAAUUGGGAAGGGAGGACAGACAAUUGUUCAGCUGCAGAAAGAGACUGGAGCUACCAUCAAGCUCUCUAAAUCCAAAGACUUUUAUCCAGGUACGACAGAGCGGGUGUGUUUGAUCCAGGGAACAGUGGAAGCAUUAAAUGCAGUUCAUGGCUUCAUUGCUGAAAAGAUUCGAGAAAUGCCUCAAAAUGUGGCCAAGACAGAACCAGUUAGCAUUCUGCAGCCUCAGACAACCGUCAAUCCGGACCGCAUCAAACAAACAUUGCCAUCAUCCCCAACUACCACCAAGUCCUCUCCAUCUGAUCCCAUGACCACCUCCAGAGCUAAUCAGGCGUCUCUGUUGGAUAUAGGGUCAAUGAGAGACCAGCAAUCAGUGAUUAUUCUAUGGUACAUUAUUUUAUCUCAGCUUAUUCCCAGGGAAAUACCCUAGAUGUAUCAAUGCCUAACCACAUCCCCCCCCCAAAAAAAAUUGAUUUACUACCAGAAUAGGGAACAUUUGGCUCUCUGAUGUUGUUGGAAAACAGAUCCCAUUAUACCUGACCAUUGGACAUGCUGGCUGGAGCUGACAGGAAUUGGAGUCCAGCAAUAUCUGAAGGUCCACAGGUUCCUCAUUACUACCUUCAUAUUCUUAGGUGUUUUUGAAAAGCUUAAUAGUCACCCAAACUAAGGGAGCAUGAAUUCUCUUUGUAGAACUAGUCAUAAAAAUCCUUCAUCAGUUUAGAAUACAUAAUUGUUAACCAAAUUUCUUCGUUUUCUAGAUGAUUCAUUUGAAGAAAUCAGUAUUGCCCAAACUUGCUGCUAAUUUUAAAACAGAGGAUGUGGAAACCAUAGAAACAUUGUGUAAUUUCUCAAGGGGGUUCAAGUUCAUUUUGUAGAUGUAGGAUGAGAAUUCUGAUUAUAAGCACAUGAACAACAACUUAAACAAAGAUUAGAAUAAAUUAAAAGAUACAAACAUAUUAGGAAAAAGAUAGUACUAGUAACUCAGUGACUCAGAAUUUACAUGUUCAAAUAGUUUCUUGCCUUAACCAGAGGAAAAUAAGAAAGAGGAAAAUAAGAUAUAUGCCUAUUAAUAUGCUAAAUGCAUCAUUCUCUGAUGUUAUAAAGAUGCAAUGAAAAUACAAUCUGAUCAACUGACACAAAACUCUAACACUGUGGUUCCUGAUUACCUAAGUACUGUGGACCCCCUGUUUUUCAAAAGCCAAUCUAUGGACCCCCUACUUUUGAAAAUGUUAACAUCUCUAUGGUAGUUUUUGUGAUGUGAAUGGCACCACGGACCCCUGGGUGGGUUACACAGAUCUCCUCGGGUCCAUGGACUAUGGACCACCAAUUUGGAACCACUGUUCUAAAAGGCAAAGCAGUGUCUUCUGGAUAAGUUUUUCAGGGGUACAAAGAAGCUUAGGGCAGGAGGGAGAAGGAAAUAUCCAUUGUGUGAGGCUCCUUCCAGUCACAAAACAUUGGAUUAAACCAAAAGAAUCUUUUAAGGUGAGUUUGGGGCUACAGGUUCUUAGUGAUCUGUAGGGUUCUAUUGUGCUUCCAUAAUCUUUUAACGUGGUUUUAAAAUAAUCUUUUAAGGUGGUUUAAUAUCCUAAGAUAUGAACAAGCCUUUUCAGUAUGCUUCUUAACACAUGUGAGCAAACAAACCAGGAAGUCAUUCUUAAACCAGCUUCACACCAUGGCUAAAUAUUGGCUUGUACCAAUGCUGUUAACCAUAGUUUACUAGCUGCCGCCCCUGAUGUCUGCAAUCUUCCUUCUCUCUCCAUGGGUUCAAUGUAACAUGGGGAAAGAGCUUAAUUUAUUCACAAGCAAGUCUCUGAGUCUGAAUCAAUAUUUUCUAGACAUACUAUGCUUCUAGAAGCUGCAUAGUCUACCUUCUAUUUUCAAAUAUCUGAAGCAGUUAUGCAUCUUUUCUACACAACAACCAAAUGAACAGCCAAAGUAUUUGCUAUUAAUUUCAUAUUAACAUUAUAUAAUAUAAUCUUGAAUUUUCUCCCAGGUAUAAAGACUUCAACAUUAAUCAGUGAAAACCAGAAAUAUUCAUUUUGUGCCUUUCCAGACGAAGGCAAUAGGAACUGUGUAUUUAUUCAAAGAUCACCAGCCUAAGUACCACUGUAAUUUAAUUUUUGUAUCAUUUUAGGUAGCAAUAUUUUAAAUUUCUAAAAUGUUAUCCAUAUGUAGACUUAGACAUACAUGAAUAAAUCAGGCUAUUUGCUCCUCUACAUGUUCUGAGAUGAUUAAACAAAAAUAAAAUCAGUGUUUUGAAAGAUUUUAUAUCCCCCUUAGCCUUAGUCAUAGAGCAACAGGUUUUAAUAGCCAAUAAGUACCAUUUUAAAUCAUCUUCUUGGAUAAACAUAGGCCAUAUAAUUCUACACUGUAAUCUCUCUAUUCAACUCAAUUACUUUUGGUUGAACUAGAGCAUAUCUUUUAGAAAUACUUUGUGCCACUGGUGCCACACAGCAGCUAUAAAGCUAAUGGAUUGAGCUCUCUAAAGAUUCAGCUUGUGUCCAAGGAAGUCAUGUGAUAUGAGAUCAUUUUCUAUUAAUUCUUCCUUAGUUUUUGUUGGAAAAGCUUCUGCUGAAGCAUUCAUUCGGAUAGUGGCUGCAGGAGAUGAUGGGUCUCAGAGUAACAGUCUGUUGCCUAGGGAAAGUUUAAUUAAAUACUAUUAGUAUAAGUCUUUGGGGUGUAAAAUAUAUAACAGAAUGUUUGGGACCCAUGAGUCCCAAAUAUGGAUUCAAAUAGCAUUAUAAUCUUUAUCAAUUACAAAUGCUAACGUGCAAUUUAUAUAGCCGCCAGCCUGUUGGUCCUCAGUCUAGUUAUCCCAGCUACCAAUGUGACUCGGUAACUACCUUGACUGGGUGACUCAACUGUGGCUCCAAAUAUUGGCUUAGUAGUCCACAUUAAAGGUCUCCUAAAGAAGUUCUGCAUGCAUUAUCAUCACCAUUUCCUAAGUAUUUUCAUAACACAAUUAUUACCACGGAUACAUUUAGAAGGGUUGGAGGAAGGUCAGUGAGUCCACUUUUUCCAAUUGUGCCCCCUCUCCCGGGUCACAUCGAGCUUGUGAACUUUGACAUGCUGUUUUAAAUAUCCCACUCUUCUCCAUUCAGGUUGCAUCAGAAAUUCUCACCCAUUUGAUUUACAUUCUUCUCUCUCGUGCACCUGCACGGAACCUGCCAAUUGCCACCCAGUUAUCUUUCAGAAAUGAAGCGAAAUUGACCAAACCUGAAACAUGUACCGCCGUAUCUGGUGGUACAUAGUACCCCAAAACAAUUCCUCUUUCAAUCGGAGAAUGAGAAGCAAAUAAAUGUCAAUUUCCCAUCCCCAUGGACAACCAGCUCAUUCUGCAAAGCCUGAAGUAGGAUGUCUACCAUAGCUCACCACAGAUACUGCCCAGGGGCAGUGAGGUUGUUUACUUACACCAUGUCUCAAGCCCAUUUGUCUGACCUCGUGAGACCUGGAAUUGAGGCCUGGUCUAGCCAACUUCUCCACCAAACCCGUCUCUAUUACUUUGAGAGAUAAGAGCAAAAGCACACACAAACACACACACUGUACACGUACUUGGGUAGGUGGAAAUUUAAUCCAGUUUUCUAAAAGUGUUCUAGGAAUUUAAAGAAGUGAACUAAUUGAAUAUUAUUAGAUAGAAUGCCAUUAAAUCUACACAGAUUUACCUGCAUUUGCCAAAACUUACUGUUUAAUGAUUUCCAGCACAAUCCUAUGCGUGUCUUUUAUUAAUUUCAAUCUCUAGGAUUGCUACCUUGUUUGAAGAUAUAUUGAGAUCUUCUAUACCUUCCUAUUGAUGUUUUGUAACCCAAAAUAUGUGUAUCCAUUUUGUAUAUUGGAUUGUAUAUUGUAUAAUUCAGUGAGCAGACAAUCACAUUUAUUAUUAGACAGAAUUGAAACACAUAAAUGAAGCUAUUCAGAAUACAUCAAUUGUUCCUGCAAAUGUAAUUUGAACUCUAUGAAACAUUAAUGUGUGAAGUACAUAAUGCUUUUAGACUACAAAAUAAAAACAAAUGAACAAUUGGAAUGGUAUUAAAAGUAUGCAUCGACGUAGGUUUUCCUCUUCUCUAUUCAAAGCAUGUUUAUUAUACCAGGAAGGAUAGGACAAAUGUGCAUAAUGUGCAAUGCAUAUUAGGAAAUGAUGUAUGUGCACUUAUACACAUAUAGAUAUAGAUAUAUUGUGCAGGCUCAAUAUCCUCUUCUUUUCAAGGUUACUAAAAAAUAAAGACAAGCUAUAGAGGUUGUCUAGAGAAAGUAUUUUUCUUUCUUUAAUUACAUGUUUAUAUCACUUCAAAGUCUAGAGCUUUGGGGGGUUUAUGCAAACAUUUUAAGCAAGAAAACUGGCAGUGGUGACAUUGUGCCCUGAUAGGCAAAUAAAGAGGCAGACACAUAAGGUGGGGUUGAACUGAGCCACUUUUAUUUAGAUCUUAAAUUGAAAUCAGCGGAGGGGGAACUAACUUAGCUGUAAAACUGUAGCCAUUGGGCAACCCGCCCUUGCCUAAGGAAUUGAGGCACGGCUUCCUAGCCUGCCCCAAUUCCCGGCUACACCCUGAAGGUGAGAAGGGAGGCCUUAUCUUAUCUCCAGCCCCCUGGAACACAGAACCCCAGGUCGAUGAGAGAGUUUGGCCUCAAAGGAGGCCUCUAUCUCACCCUCUGAAUCGUGGAGUCACAGAAGUGGGCCUCAGAGCCGACCCGUCACCUGAAAGGUGCCCAAAGGGCAUCACCAGGCUAAACCAAACUUUUCCUGCACCUGAACUGCCAAAAGUGAUCAAAUCAAGAAGAUUAACCUAUUUAAACAACACCCUGAGAUCUCCGGGUAUAAGGCGGUUUAUAACUUUAAUAAUAAUAAUAAUAAUAAUAAUAAUAAUAAUAAUAAUAAUAAUAAUAAUACUAUCUAGCACUCUGUCCUGCUAUUCAGUGUGAAGUAGGCACAAACCCAAUCUGUGAUCCCAAAUGCAGAUUGGGAAAAGUUCCUACGUGGCCCCCUAGUGGUGACCCCGAAGCACACUGGGAGACAGGGAGGGUGCUGCUGCAAAUGGAGAGGCUGGAGGGAAGGCAGAUUGUCCCUUAAAUUGGGAUCGAGUCCUGCCCACUCACGUUCACCACCGUAGAAAUGCACCAAUCAGUACAGGGAAUUUUCCUGCUCUACCUCUCAUGCCCAACAGCUUGCAAAGGCGUCCAGCCUUCUUGGCACCAGGCACCUUCUAGGCACUUGGGCUGAAAGUUCUUCAUGUAAAAAAAAUAUUUCUCAAACAGUGGGCCAGGACCCGCCAGUGUGCCUUUCCAAUGAAGGAGAGUCCACCACCUUUUGAGGUAGUGAGUUACAAUGUUGAGCAGCUCUUACCAUCAAAAAGUUCUUCAUAAUAUUUAGUCAAAAACACUUUUCUUGUAAUUUGAAGCCUUUGCUUCUGGUCCUACCCUCUGGAGAAACAGAAAACAAGCUAACUCCAGCUUUCAUGUGAAAACCUUUUAUCACCAAUAAUUCUUAAUUCUCGGGCGAAAUGCUUUCUCUCCUAAAGCUCCAAAAGGAAAACCUUUUGUUAGUCUGCACAUAGUAGGGGCACAUUUGUGAAUAGUUGUGUUGGAUGUGCACUGCUGUUCACGGAAUAUGUGAAGUUUACCACUUUAGUCAGCUUUUCUGAAAGUAGGAAACCUGAUCCACAUACAGAAAUCAAUAGAUGGAUGUAGAUAAUUGUGUCUGGAUGGAGUAUAUAUCCUUAUAUUGUCAAUAUUUGCUAAGCUUGACAUCUGGCAUUUUUAUUCAUGCUCAGAUCAUUUGGAUAUUUUAUUUUGUUUUAAUCUAGAAACUGCUGCUUCAAGUUAAUUUAAGGUGGAUGGGGGCAUUCCAGUGUGGUAAAUUGCAAAGUAUAAGCCAUUUAUAAGUGUGACAGUAGUAGAUUACUGUGGGGAAAAAAUAGUCUCAUAUUUGCAAUGAUGGAGAGAAAUCCAUAGAAUGAGGUUAUAGAACAGAGCAAGAAUUAUCAAAAAAAAUAAGCUGAAUAACCAGCUUCAUAAUGGAAAUAUUUGUAGUCCUAAUCCAAUUAGGUUGUGGCUAAAUCCGUUUGAAACAAGUUGGCCAUGGUUAAUAUAGGGUUCAGUACUGUAAUUUAUCUGGGAACACAGUGGGGCUUCUGAGUCGACAUUUGUAGGAUUGUAAUGUCAUAGAUUAUUAUUUAUGAGUGAUUGUAGUGGUUAUUAUUAAAAUAACUUUAUUUACAUAUUUAGUAGUUGCUCACUGUUAUUAAUCAGUCUGAGAUGCAAUAACUUAAGAUAGUGGCCAUGUAUCAGUAUAUAGUGUGUUGUGUAGAAAAUAGUAGAAAGUGAUAUUUUUAAAAUUGCUAUGUUUUAUUCAGCCAGUCAGAAAUAAUCAAUUAAAAGUAGCAGUUUGAACCCAGAGAAGCUUCCUCUCUUGAAGGAAAAACCUUUCGGCAAUGGAGGAAACUCCUCUUUUGCAGGAAGGUACGCUGGAUCCAGCCAAGUAUCUUAAAUCCCUUGCUGAAUUAAAAAAAUGUAUGACAUUUGCAGCUCAAUCCUCUGCAGAUUUAUACAGAAGUAAAUCCCCACUGUGUUGAAUGCGACUUACUUCCAAGCAAAUGUACAUAAAAUGUGUGUUUUAGAUAUUUGUUACUGAAGUGAAAUACUGAAAUCAGUGAAAUUCUGUCACUGGAAACAGCUUCAGUUCUGGGAGUAAAAAGUUCAUUGGUUGAACCCGUAUAAAAAUAUUCCUGCAACCGUAAUAAAACAUGAGAAAUUACAUAAUUCACUAUUUUUUCUUCAGACAGACUCAUGAAUUUUUCCUCAGACGAGUGAUACAUUUUAUUGCAAAAUGCAUACUAUUUUACUCUCCAGAAUGUAGACAUGAACAUGAAUACAUACAUACAUAUAUAUAUAUAUAUAUAUAUAUAUAUAUAUGAGAUAUUUACUAGAUUAGAGGAAUUGUCCUGCCACUUUCCCCACAUGGAUGCCUUGCUUUGCCAAUUAAAGUCUUUAGGGGUUUUUUAAGCUAUUUAUUUGAAUAGUCAGAUUUAGAAUGUAUAUUCUUGUCUGUUUUAUUUAAUAUAUGUAUAUAUUACCAAAGGUAUAUUUGAAGCAGAUGCCAUCACAGAUGUUGUUUGAUCAACUCAAAUAUGAAGGAAGGAUACUGCAAAUGAGAAGAUGGGGGAAAUGUCAAUAUUUUCCUAAUAAUAUGUUGAUUUGUCUAAAUAUUUCACUCAAUAGUUAAAGGGUUUUCCUUUUCUGUGAUGCCAAAAUUCUUUCAGAAUCCAUUCUACCUUAUCUCAGAAUAUAUGUAAAAACUUGUUGAAGAUGACUUGCUUCCUAAUUCUGUCUUAUGUCUGCUUCAGUUCUUCUGCCUGUUUCAGGUAGCAAAAUAUAUUAAGUAUGUUGAAUGUGCAAAGCAGUAGUAUUAUUCAUAUUUUUUUGUUUAA
Molecule: messenger RNA, 8032 nt
Organism: Podarcis muralis (Common wall lizard)
Lineage: Eukaryota; Metazoa; Chordata; Lepidosauria; Squamata; Lacertidae
Source: RefSeq, a predicted model, not a curated record